AUGCCCGUCUUCCUCUCAGUUACUUGGACCUUGGCAGGCACCAACGAUACCUGCGAAUCGAAUCACUUACCGAAGAGGAAACCGCUGAGAACACGACAUAGCUCACAAUCACUGGAGCCCCCAGUAUUCGAGGAGGGAACCCACCUGGGAGAAUGUUUCCCACUCCUUGAAUUGAGUGAACUGUGCACAAUAUUGGAACAAGAUUGGACAACGUCACGCUACUCAUACAAACCAUCCCAGGCGACUAACGAAGAGGUUUCUACCAUGAUCCAACUGCAAUGGACAGUGCAAACGCUGCAAGGUUGGACCUCCUAA
Messenger RNA from Fusarium graminearum PH-1, 315 nucleotides. RefSeq lists its product as uncharacterized. Bases 1 to 315 code for a protein of 104 amino acids. The record is from RefSeq and is a predicted model, not a curated record. NCBI's taxonomy places the organism in Eukaryota, Fungi, Ascomycota, Sordariomycetes, Hypocreales, Nectriaceae. The transcript has a single exon.